CGAAGCGUUACCAUAGAAACCUGACGCCUUGCCUGGCUGCUAGGCGGGACCGCGCGUUGAAAAUGAACGGACACGGAGAGUUCGGCAGCGACUGGCUCGGAGAUCCCGAGUGGACGGAGGAGUCGUACCUGAGGGACGUGCAGGAGCUGUCGAGGUACUCCCUGUCUGACCAGCUGAGAUGUGGCCACUUUGGAAUGGACAGCUGCUGCCAGACUGACGUCAAUGAGAUUCUGCCGCUGAAGGACCUCACCGAGGUCAUCUACACUCUGCUGAAGGAAGUGGAUUCCCUCAAGCGGGAUGUCCAAGUGCAGCACACGUUUUUCCAAACAGACUACGAGUCCAAACUUCAGCAGGAAUCAGAAGGCCUCCACAGACGUCUCAAUGACCGAAUACGAGACCUCGAGCGGCAGCACACAGAGAAGGCCGAAGUCCUCCGAAAAAGCUGUCGCCAGCAACUGUGUGAUGCCCUGGCAGUUCUCCGGGCCUCCUAUGAGAAAUUCUUCACCGAAACUCAAGGGAAACGCCAAGAGCCUGCGCCUCAGCCGUCCUGGAACAUCAAAGACUUCUUGGAUGAGCUUCAGCGGAAGGACGCGGUCAUCGAAUCUCUGAAUGCGCAGCUGAGUGACUUGGAGAAGGCCGUGCCGCAGUUGAUUUUCGAGCCAGAAGAUGACCCCGAGAAAGAAAGACUUGAAGAGGAGAACGACGCGCUGAAAAAUGAGCUCAGCGCGCUGCGGGCCGACAUGGAGGGGCUCAGGGACGCCGUGGAGCUGAAAGAGCAGCAGAUAAAGAGCCAAGGUCGAGAUCUGAAGGACAUGAAAGAAGCCCGAGAAAGAGAGGAAGACCAUCUCAAUAAGUUAAUCCGGGAAUGUGAGACGCUAAAGCGACAGCUGCAAGAGGAAAGGAAUGAAAGUCGCGCUUUGCUAAUGAAGCAAAAAGAAGAAAUGGAGACAAAAAUGGGAGAUCUUGUGAACACCAGCAGGCAACAGAUGUUAGCACAGAAGGAAAAAAGUGAGAAAAGGUUUGCUGAGAAGGGCGUCCAACAUCGGCUCCUGGCUGAAGAGGAAACCCAAAAAACGGUCGCAAGAUCGGUGAUGGCUGAUCAGAAUCUGCAGCAGCGACUCGAGUUUGUGCUGAAAACCAACAAAGAACAAGAGAAAGAAAUCGAGAGCCUGAGGAAGCAACUGGAACGCAUUAACCUGAUGUGGGAUAAAAAGUUUGCCAUCCUCAAGCAGAGCUUCUACGCCAUCAAGGACGAGAUGUUCCUCCGGCAGACUUUACAGCGUCAAGCAGCCACGCUUCACCAGGCCUCCAUCAACUACAUGUUUGACAGUCCUGGCGUGACACGCACGCUCAACACGGAGCAGGACGCCUCUAAAGGGAUCUUCUCCAUGCCGGCGCCCCCGCUGCCCAACAUCGGCUCCAGAUUCAUUCCCGGGAAUGAGCCAACACCUCAGGAGAACGUCAUUCGGAUUCCAACGGGCCGAGGUGUGGACGUGGCGUCAGCGGCAGAGUACCACCUAUCAUCUGAUGAUGAGGAUGAUGAUGAAGAGCAAGAGGUGAUGCUUCCUUUUCCUGCUCCUUCCCUCCACAGCCAGGAGGCCCCUGGGCUCUCGGCCCACUGACACUUCAGUCAUCGGCUCUCGUGGACGAGCCUUGAACCCCCCAAGUGCUGGUCACCCCAGUUUGGCUUCACUCCU
Molecule: messenger RNA, 1697 nt
Organism: Erpetoichthys calabaricus (reedfish)
Lineage: Eukaryota; Metazoa; Chordata; Cladistia; Polypteriformes; Polypteridae
Gene: c6h10orf67
Product: chromosome 6 C10orf67 homolog
Exons: 16
Coding region: 63-1622 (519 amino acids)
Source: RefSeq, a predicted model, not a curated record